AAAGCGGUCGCCUCACACAAGCGGCUGCAGCUCGACUCGAGAUCCCGUGGCUUUUAAUUCCCUCACUACUUUUUUUAAACCCUCCUUCGAUGCGCCCCGUUAUUACCAUUUGUCUGAGGCGUUCAUUUCCGCACCUGCCACGGUAGAGACCAGGCGAAGGCGAAGUAGAGGAGGAGACAAGGACAUAGCGAGAGCCGGGAGAGGCAGGCGGUAUAGAGAUAAGCGGCGGCAACUCGUUUGAGAUCUUAAAGGACAAAAAAAAAAUGCUGCUCUGGACCAGAAUCGUCUUGGUCGCUCUCAUCUGCUUGUCCUUGGUGUCCUCUGGGAUGGGAUGCGGACCGGGCAGGGGCUACGGCAGGAGAAGACACCCGAAGAAGCUGACACCUCUUGCGUACAAGCAGUUCAUCCCCAACGUGGCGGAGAAGACCCUCGGGGCAAGCGGCAGAUACGAAGGCAAGAUCACAAGAAACUCCGAGCGAUUUAAAGAACUGACUCCCAAUUAUAACACAGACAUCAUUUUCAAGGAUGAGGAGAACACCGGUGCCGACAGGCUAAUGACUCAGAGAUGCAAAGACAAGCUGAACUCGCUGGCCAUCUCGGUGAUGAACCAGUGGCCCGGGGUGAAGCUGCGGGUCACCGAGGGCUGGGACGAGGACGGGCACCACUUCGAGGAGUCCCUGCACUACGAGGGCCGCGCCGUGGACAUCACCACGUCAGACAGGGACAAGAGCAAGUACGGCACUCUGUCCAGGCUCGCAGUGGAGGCCGGAUUCGACUGGGUCUAUUAUGAGUCCAAAGCCCACAUCCACUGCUCUGUGAAAGCAGAAAACUCAGUGGCGGCAAAGUCAGGCGGCUGCUUCCCAGGCUCGUCCACGGUCACGCUGCAGGACGGCACCAAGAAGGCGGUCAAGGACCUGCAAAGCGGAGACAAGGUGCUGGCAGCGGACACGCACGGACAGCUGCUCUACACGGACUUUAUCAUGUUCAUAGACCGAGACUCGGAGACCAGGAGGCUUUUCCACGUCAUUGAAACCGACGCGGGCCAGAAAAUCACCCUCACCGCGGCGCAUCUCCUCUUCGUGGGCCACAACGACACGUCCACGGAGGACGCGGGCAAGCGGAUGUCUGCGGUCUUCGCGAGCCAGGUCCAGCCUGGACAGAAGGUGUUCGUGUUCGACGCAGAGCGAAGUGGACUCCAGUCUGUGACCGUAAAACGGAUUUACACGCAAGAGCACGAGGGCUCCUUCGCGCCUGUGACCGUGCAGGGGACGGUGGUCGUGGACCAGGUCCUUGCGUCCUGUUACGCAGUGAUCGAGGACCACGAGCUGGCGCACUGGGCACUGGCACCGGUCAGGCUCGCCCACUGGGUGUCCUCGUUGCUUUUCAGCUCCCAGUACCAGGCCAGUGCGCAAAACGACGGCGUGCACUGGUAUUCCAAGAUCCUUUACCAGUUAGGAACAUGGCUCUUGGACAGUCACGCCAUCCAUCCACUCGGGAUGUCGGUAUACCCGAGUUGAAACCUCUGCCACAGAGGAGUGGGACUCAAAUGUAGGACACAUGAACUAUUCAGUAGAUUAAAAAGUAAAAAAAAAAAAAA
Solea solea (common sole) is the source of this 1597-nucleotide messenger RNA. It is a transcript of the gene shha, whose product is annotated as sonic hedgehog signaling molecule a. Gene Ontology annotation, molecular function: calcium ion binding; patched binding. The transcript has 3 exons. The record is from RefSeq and is a predicted model, not a curated record. Gene Ontology annotation, biological process: cell fate specification; smoothened signaling pathway; regulation of gene expression. NCBI's taxonomy places the organism in Eukaryota, Metazoa, Chordata, Actinopteri, Pleuronectiformes, Soleidae. Bases 264 to 1517 code for a protein of 417 amino acids.